This is a messenger RNA of Apiotrichum porosum, 1320 nucleotides long. RefSeq lists its product as uncharacterized. Bases 1 to 1320 code for a protein of 439 amino acids. The record is from RefSeq and is a predicted model, not a curated record. Lineage: Eukaryota; Fungi; Basidiomycota; Tremellomycetes; Trichosporonales; Trichosporonaceae. The transcript has a single exon.
AUGCUGCUGCACCACCGGGAGGAGUGCGUCAACUGGCGCCUCGUCCGUGAUGAUCACCGCGACCCAGAGCUGCACCUGUCGCCCCGCCACGGCGCCCACACCGCAAAGGUGCGACGGCCCGCCAUCAAACCUUGGGCUUCAACGCUGGUCACUGGCUGGGUGAUCCAAAAGAUGGAUUACACCAUGGAGCGCGAGAUGCACGACCGCCUCGAGAAGUUUCUUGCGCUGUCCCUUGGGGGGUGCCCGACAACCGUCUUGCCGCCGACCCGCGCCCAGCUUGAAGACGAGCCCGAGGGCUCUUUCCUUCGAUCUGCCCCAGCCCGUCACUCACGAGGAGAGAACGAUAGCGCACUGUCGGUCAUGCAGUUUGAGAGCACAUACCAGGCGCUCAUCACCGACAUGCUUCCCAUGUUUCCCGCCAUUUCAUCUACCCACGCCGGCAUAGACACUCACUUCGAUGCCGUUCUUUCCUUCAGCCUCGACGACGACGCCGAUGCCAUUUCGUGGGUUCGACCAGACCUCAUCGCCGAGCUGCACCUCGGUGCGCCGCACGAGACACGUCCCCUUCGCCGGCUGUCUGUUGUCGAACUCAAGUCGCUCACGACCGCGCCUGAUAGCGCCUUCGAUGCAUUGGACCAGCUCGGGACGCGCAAGUUUUACAUUGCGCCCGCUGCGACACCCAACACGGUCACAGUCACGGUCACAACAACGGCCCAAUACCCGACGAGACUCCGUCCACGUCCACCGCGCUCGUCACCGCCGUCUGGCCCGCAGUACGUUGCGGCCACCAACAUUGCUGACGUUGCCGGCUAUUGUCUGAAAGCCGGCGUGGCAACGGGUCUGUGGUCAUCAGUCGCUCGUCACGUCCCCAUUUUUGUCGACAGGGCCACGCACACCAUUUACUUUGGCUCUUCUUACGGACACCGGCUCCGCGGUGCAGAGGUUGACCGCGAGUGCAGGGAACGCAGCCAGCAGAGCCAGCGUCAACACGGCAACCAGAGCGAGAGCAGCGAGCACAGCGCGCGCGAGCGCAGCAAGCAGGGCGAGCAGACCGACCCGGGUGACACUGACACCCACACCGAUGUGUGCGAGGUCACCGUCAAACCGGACCCUUCUUUCCUCUUCAUUCGUACUACGCUCGACCUGUGGGCCAUGGAGGCACUGGAAGCAGAAAUGGGCGAGAGCAUGGUAGAGGUGAAAGUGGGUGAGGCGAGCGACGAUGAGGGCAGCGCAGGCCUUGGGCCGGACGAGAUGGACUGGGACAUGUCGUUUGCCGACAUGUAUGCUGCGCGCUCAGGAAAACGCGUUCGCACUGUAUAA